Molecule: messenger RNA, 2643 nt
Organism: Nannospalax galili (Upper Galilee mountains blind mole rat)
Lineage: Eukaryota; Metazoa; Chordata; Mammalia; Rodentia; Spalacidae
Gene: Tnk1
Product: tyrosine kinase non receptor 1
Exons: 13
Coding region: 145-2130 (661 amino acids)
Biological process (GO): multicellular organism development; protein phosphorylation; positive regulation of kinase activity
Cellular component (GO): signaling receptor complex
Molecular function (GO): transmembrane receptor protein tyrosine kinase activity; ATP binding; protein binding
Source: RefSeq, a predicted model, not a curated record
GCACUUAGCUGGGGCGCCGCGGGUUGGAACCCGCAGGAUCACUCGGGGUGGUAAUGGACACCCUGUCUCUGCUGCCUUGAGUGCCUGCCCUGAGCUGUACAUCUAAAGGAAUCGGCCAUCCUCCUUAGAGGACCUCCAACAAACAUGCUCCCCGAAGCUAGUUCCUUGUGGCUACUUCGACUACUCCGGGACAUUCAGCUGGCCCAGUUUUACCAGCCCAUCCUUGAAGAACUAAAUGUCACUCGGCCAGAACAUUUUGACUUUGUAAGGCCUGAGGACCUGGACAACAUUGGCAUGGGCCGGCCUGCCCAGAGAAGACUUGCUGAAGCUCUGAAGAGGCACCGUUCAGGGGUCAAGUAUAAGAACUGGGUCUACAAGAUCCUUGGUGGUUUUGUCCCUGAGCAAAAGGAAACCACCUCACCCUCAGACUGUCUUCCAUGCCUCUCUGAGCCAGAGGGGGGACUCAAAUGUCUGAUCCCAGAAGGUGCCGUGUGCAGAGGGGAACUGCUGGGCUCAGGCUGCUUUGGUGUGGUACAUCAAGGGCUGUGGACACUGCCCAGUGGCCAGAGUAUCCCAGUGGCUGUCAAGUCCCUCCGUGUGGGUCCCGAAGGUCCAGGGGGCACAGAGCUAGGAGACUUCCUGCGGGAGGUGUCAAUCAUGAUGAAGUUGGAGCACCCACAUGUGCUGCGUUUGCAUGGCCUUGUAUUGGGCCAGCCUCUACAGAUGGUGAUGGAGCUGGCACCAUUGGGCUCCCUGCAUUCACGCCUGACCGCCCCAGCCCCGACGCCCCCGCUGCCUGUAGCCCUGCUCUGCCUCUUCCUGCGGCAGCUGGCGGGAGCCAUGGCGUACUUGGGGUCCCGUGGGCUAGUGCACCGGGACCUCGCCACCCGAAACCUGCUGCUGGCCUCUCAGCGCACCAUCAAGGUGGCAGAUUUUGGAUUGGUGCGGCCACUGGGUGGUACCCGGGGUCGCUACGUCAUGGGCGGACCCCGCCCCAUCCCCUAUGCUUGGUGUGCUCCGGAGAGCCUACGCCAGGGAGCCUUCUCAUCUGCCUCUGAUGUGUGGAUGUUUGGAGUGACACUGUGGGAAAUGUUCUCUGGAGGAGAGGAACCUUGGGCAGGGGUCCCACCAUAUCUCAUCCUGCAGCGACUGGAGAAGGACAGAGCCCGGCUACCAAAGCCCCCUCUCUGUUCCAGGGCCCUAUACUCCCUCGCCUUGCAUUGCUGGGCACCUCACCCUGCAGACAGGCCUAGCUUCUCCUAUCUGGAAGGGCUACUUCAAGAGGCCUGGCCUUCUGAGGGACGUUGUGUAAGGGAAGUCACAGAACCAGGUGCUUUGCGGAUGGAGCCUGGUGACCCUGUCACUGUCAUCGAGGGCAGCCCAGACACCACAAUCUGGAAGGGCCAGAAUGGCCGCACCUUCAAAGUGGGUAACUUUCCAGCUUCAGCAGUGAUACUGACAGACCUGGGGGGCUCAUCAGUCACCUAUCCAGUCCAUAAAGGCUCCCCUGCCCGGGGAGAGAGGUGCCGAGGAAACACAGAUGGGGACAGAGAGAAGGUAAAGCUUCAAGAUCUACCUCUAGCACGAGGCCAGAGAAGGAAGGAGCCCCUGCAGAGGAUGAAAGGCAUGUCCAAGAGUCUGGAGUCAGUUCUUUCCCUGGGUCCUCGACCCACGGGAGGUGGUUCAAGUCCCCCUGAACUUCGACAUUCAAGAGCUGUGCCCCAGGGGCUCCCAGACUUGCCUCCACACCCACCUUUUAUCUCCAGUUCUCAGCCCACCCAACCCCACAGAGCACGGCCUCCCUUGCUCAAAAGAGAAUCCCCCCACAAUCACCGCCCUGGAGAACCUGGAGCCAGUAAAGCCACUACCCCCUUUGGAGGCCCCUUGUCUGACCCUGAGUGGCAGAGGAAGAUUAUAGAGGUGGAGCUGAGUGUGCAUGGAGUCACCCACCAGGAGUGUCAGGUGGCACUUAGAACCACUGGGGGAGAUGUGGCUUCUGCCAUCCGGAACCUCAAGGUAGACCAGCUCUUCCACCUCAGUAGCCGGUCAAGAGCUGACUGUAGGCGCAUUCUGGAGCAUCACCACUGGGACCUGUCAGCAGCCAGUCGUUAUGUCCUGGCCCGGCCCUGAGCUCUGCUUCAGGGGAUAGACACCAGCAUGGAGCACCCUUAGAGCCUGACCUCAUGGGACAAAGCAGAAGAAUAAUGUGUUGACAGGGGCACCUAGGAAGAGCUCACCUGCUUUAAGGAGGUGUGAGAAGUAUUCGGGGUACCCAAGGUCAGACACUGAUGAUUGUCUCUUUCCCUGCCCUGCUCCUUGGCCUCUGAGAGCUUAAGAACUUUUGGUGGGACUAAGAAGAAUCUAAUCCACUCUGCAUACUGCAUUCCCAAACAAGGAAGACUGGAAAGAGCUGCAAAAUGCAUUCAGAGGAAGAUUCUACCCACUACAGACAUUGAUCAAGUAGCCAUACUGGACCAUGGGAACUACCAUCCUGAACUGCCAUUAGCUACCUCACUAGACUUUAAGAGGCACCCAUCUUGGAUGGUGGAAGUAGCCAUAUUGACUUGGGGUCAAUGACCCAAACUGCUUUGGUUUGGUCCAGAGCCACCACGGGUGAUGAAAAUUGACUUUUUGGACCCAAGG